CAGCCAGCUUUCCGUCAUUGUGAUUGUUCAAUAAUUCGGGAUCUAAAGAAGCAAUUUACACUGUAAAAGUGUUUAGAUGUUGUUUACUUUUGUAUUAAAUGUUUACAAUUUGAAAUAAUUACUCUAGUGACCCAUUAAGGGUUUGUUUGUGUAGUGAUUUGAUGGUGGAACUAGUACUAUAUGUCUUCCCGUUAUGGAUCAAUUUACAGUCGAACAAAACGAAAGUGACUAGUUGUACGUGUUUUAUUUGUGAAUACUUGUGCUAGUUUUUUAGUGCUGCGUAUGAAAAAUGGCGCAGACGGUACGACGUGCCGUCGAAGGAAGAUAUCCUUCAUGCUAUCUACCAAAUAGAAUUAAAGAAAGAAGAAAUAAAGCUAGGGCCUUGAGGUUACAACAGCAGAGCAAGCCGGACAAGCCGGAGGACUUUGUUUGUUAUUCGGACAGUGACAGUGAGGAGGAGACACCUGCGCAGCAGCAUCGCAUACUCUCCACAUCAUACAACUUUGUAGAUUAUGUGCGAUCUAGAGAAAUUCAGGCGCCUGAGCCCCGGUCCGUGGACCCGUCGUAUGCGACGCGACAUAUGCUGACACACGACAUGUUCCGUGAGACGCCUGUCAGUCUGGGCAACAUGAACAAAGUGUUCUGCUCACAGUGGCUCUCCGACAGGCAGGUUGUCUUCGGAACUAAAUGUAAUAAGUUAAUGGUUUACGAUGUGCGGUCGCGGUCGUUGGAUGCCAUUCCCACGCUGCGGCCUCGCGCUCCCUGGCCCGGCGCUGAGCACCAGACAGGCAUACAUGCGCUGCAGAUCAACCCCUCCAGAACAUUGCUGGCGACUGGUGCGCGGAACUCGUGUGAGCUCGCAAUAUACAGUCUGCCCACGUUAGACCCUGUCUGUGUGGGAGAGGCGCACAAAGACUGGAUCCUGGACGUGUGCUGGUUGGACGACGAGUUCGUGGUGAGCGGGUCUCGGGACUCGCGACUGGCUCUGUGGCGCGCACCCCCCGCCGCACCCCGCACCCCCCCGCACCACGACUACGUCGCACCCCUCGCCGUUAGGGAGUGCCGCGCGGGUCAAAAGAUCCGCGCGCUGACAUUCAACCAACGGUGGCGGGAGAUCGCGGCGUUGACUCUCAACGGUUACAUCCACGUGUUCAACGCGGAGACAUUCCGGCAGACGCUCUCGCGCAAGCUGCCCUCCUGCCAGGACCUCGUCUGCCUCGCCACACAGGAGAGCGGCAUGUACGCAAUCGGUUGCAAGUCUUACACGUUACUACUGGACUGUCGCACGCUGCAGUCCAUCAAGAAGAUCACCUCGCGGUACAACGGCUGCGGCAUCCGCUCCGCCAGCUUCCGCGGAGACAUGCUCACCAUCGGCACCGGCCUCGGCCUGUUGAUGUUCUACGACGUAAGAGCGGGAAAAUAUCUGGAGAGCAACAUUCAUUCUUCAAAAACGGUGACGCUCAAAGCUUCUAGAGGAUAUGUGUUUCCUGAUGAAGAGGCGGAUGGGUACAAUCAAGUGAAGUAUGUUCCCGCUAUAUAUACACACUGUUAUGAUGACAGCGGCACGAGGAUCUUCACAGCUGGUGGUCCUCUACCAGCACCACUUAUUGGCAACUACGCCGGUAUCUGGCAGUGACCCUCGUUUGAUACGGUGAUGGGGCCUAUCACGUCACUGUACUAUGUCUUAUGUCAGCGGUCAAAGGGUUAACUUUGAUUUUGUGAGAAAAAUUAACAAACUUCUUCCGAAAUUGUUUUUAAAGGCUUGAUUUAUUAUUCUAGUAGUUUUUUAGUGUUGUAGUAAUAUUGAAAAUUCUUUAUAAUUUUGACUUUGGUGAAAUCUAACACUUUGAAUUCAUACUUAUUUAAUUUGA
Messenger RNA from Papilio machaon (common yellow swallowtail), 1871 nucleotides. It is a transcript of the gene DCAF12, whose product is annotated as DDB1- and CUL4-associated factor 12 homolog. Bases 290 to 1636 code for a protein of 448 amino acids. Lineage: Eukaryota; Metazoa; Arthropoda; Insecta; Lepidoptera; Papilionidae. The record is from RefSeq and is a predicted model, not a curated record. Gene Ontology annotation, molecular function: protein binding. The transcript has 10 exons. Gene Ontology annotation, cellular component: Cul4-RING E3 ubiquitin ligase complex.